CUGUCAGCCGGUUGGUCCGGCGCCGGGGUCCGCGGUGAACCCGCCGGGACGGAGCCCGCUUUCUGUCUUUGUGUCCUCUGAACGCCCGUUCUCGGAGGAGCGGCCUCCAGGGAGCGGCGCGGCUGGCGCAGGGGCUGGGACGGAGGGGGGCCCGGCUGGCAGCGGGAGGCGCAGGCCUCAGAGCGGCACGGCUGCGAGACCCGCUGCUUUGAUGAAAACGAGUGGAGUCCCUUCGAUUAGAGUCGGGUUGUGGCGUUAAGUACAGCCCGGUGUCAGAUUUGACACUCGUAUCUGUGUUAUCGUUGCGGGGGGCAAACCCAACUGUAUUUCUCGUGGAAAGGCAGCCGUUCUGGUUAUUCUUAUAGUCUGCAACAUCCAUCUCUAUUUUCAUCUUCCUGCAGGCAUGUAAGAACUACCAUGACUUGUGGGUAUUGCAGCCGAAGUAAACUUACAUUUUUAGAAUGGGGAAUAGUGUGCCUACUUCUGUAAGAUUGUCUAACGACGCUGCUGUGAAUCAAAUACAGGAGGUAAUUUCAAAUAACUGUGUGGUGAUUUUCUCUAAAACAACAUGCUCCUACUGCAAAAUGGCAAAAAAACUUUUUGAGGAUAUGAAUGUAAAUUACACAGCUGUAGAACUGGAUAUGAAUACAAAUGGAAGUCAGUUCCAAGACAUUCUUGAACAGAUGACUGGUGGCAGAACAGUCCCAAGAGUGUUUGUCAAUGGGACUUUUGUUGGAGGUGCUACAGACACUCAGAGGCUUCAUGAGGAAGGCAAACUGCUUCCAUUAGUUCAUCAAUGUCAAGUGAAAAGAAAAUCCUGAACAGCCUUAGUCUUCCUUUGUAUAAUCAGAAUUUCAGACAAGUUAGAAGAUCACAAAGAUACCCUGCAUCAGCUGGACUCAACAACUUCAACCCAUGAAUCAUGGAUCAUUCUCUGACACAGAUUUUAUGGACUUGGCAAAUUACUUGGUGUCCUUGCCUCAGCUUUAUCACAACCAAAAUGGUGAUAAAAAACAUUAUGUAACUCUUGGGCUCCAAGUGUGGUAUAGUGAUCUUAUUUUAUUGCUAUUACAUCCUGAUACUAUGCUUUGGAGAAGUACAGACUGUACAAGAAGAAUGCUGGAGGUUUUUCGCUGCAAAUUAUUUUGCUUUCUAGCUUUGUUCUGACAAUUACAAUAAAUGGUCAGUUUAAUGGUUCCUUUAAAUUGAAUUUUUCUCUGAAUGCCAAAUUGUAAUGAUGAAGAAAGUAUGAAGCAAAAGAAUGUUGUAGUGAUAUUGCUGUAUGCGUGUCUGAUCACCUGGCUACCAAAUUGUGUGUCUGGCUGCUACAGAAAAGGGAAUAAAAAUUCUUGCAGCUUUAGAGGGGUAGGUGAUUGCUUUCAUCUUUGCUCUGCACUGUGAAGUAUCAGUCUAUACAGUGUCAUUCAUGAAUGUCCUCCGGGAACCAGACAGCUCGCUGUCAUCAAACUGUGCAGCUACAAACUAUGGUAUGAUCAAUCCAACACUAUUACAAAACUUAAGACCAAGUAAAAUGGGUCUAAUAUGCAUAGAGUUUAUUUAGUACUUAAAUUCUACAGUCAG
Messenger RNA from Chroicocephalus ridibundus (black-headed gull), 1581 nucleotides. RefSeq names its product glutaredoxin 2 (gene GLRX2). The transcript has 4 exons. Gene Ontology annotation, cellular component: mitochondrion. Gene Ontology annotation, molecular function: protein-disulfide reductase activity. The record is from RefSeq and is a predicted model, not a curated record. Lineage: Eukaryota; Metazoa; Chordata; Aves; Charadriiformes; Laridae. Bases 462 to 821 code for a protein of 119 amino acids.